Molecule: messenger RNA, 411 nt
Organism: Ilex paraguariensis (yerba mate)
Lineage: Eukaryota; Viridiplantae; Streptophyta; Magnoliopsida; Aquifoliales; Aquifoliaceae
Source: the annotation of a GenBank genome assembly
AUGUUGCACGCCCAUGCACAAGCCAUUUGCACCCAGACUGCCAGACAGUCCCUUCAGUGCUUUAAAGUGGCGCCAACAGAAGUAGAGCAUUCUAUUCUUGAGGACCUACGGAACCGUGUACAGUUGAGUAGUAUCGUGCUGCCUUCAGUCAGCUUCUAUACGUUUAUUAACACGCAUAAUGGUUUGAACUGUUCAUCGAUUUCCGCUGAUGGAUCGUUUGUUGCUGGUGGAUUUUCAGACUCAUCACUAAAGGUUUGGGACAUGGCAAAGCUUGGUCAACAAACUGGCAGUUGUGAAAAAUCUCAGACAACUAUUUUCCGCACAGAUCGCUCUAUGAAUUACCAGUACCUAAGUCUCUUUUUCUCGGUGACCCUUGCAAUUCAGUCUAUAGUAGGCCAAAUUCUUCACUGA